Oenanthe melanoleuca is the source of this 4249-nucleotide messenger RNA. It is a transcript of the gene BAK1, whose product is annotated as BCL2 antagonist/killer 1. Gene Ontology annotation, cellular component: mitochondrial outer membrane. Bases 148 to 789 code for a protein of 213 amino acids. Gene Ontology annotation, biological process: extrinsic apoptotic signaling pathway in absence of ligand; intrinsic apoptotic signaling pathway in response to DNA damage; regulation of apoptotic process. The transcript is spliced from 6 exons. NCBI's taxonomy places the organism in Eukaryota, Metazoa, Chordata, Aves, Passeriformes, Muscicapidae. The record is from RefSeq and is a predicted model, not a curated record. Gene Ontology annotation, molecular function: protein homodimerization activity; protein heterodimerization activity.
UCCCUCCCUCUCCGCGGCCCCGCGCGUUUCCUUUGCGCAGGAAGGGAGCGGCCCGAGGGAUGGAGCGGAUCCCGGCAGGGAUGCGAUAGCUCCGACCCGCUGCUCCCCGCCGGGACGCGGUGAAGCUGCCACUCCCAAAUCUCUGCCAUGGCCUCGGGGAAUGAGGGGGACCCUCCACAGCUGGAGGAGCGCCGGGGGAGCCGCAGGCGCAGGCUCAGCUCAGAGGGCCGGGUGGCGGAGGAGGCCGAGGAGGUGUUCAGGAGCUACGCCUUCCACCGCUACCAGCAGGAGCGCCGGGAGCGAGGGGCAGAGCUGCCGCCCGACCCCGAGAUGGAGCAAAUCCAGCAGGACCUGGACAGCACCGGCAGCCAGGUGGGGCAGCGCUUGGCCAUCAUCGGUGAUGACAUCUACCGGCGCUACGACGCCGAGUUCCGCACCAUGCUGGAGAGCCUGCAGCCCACCCGCGACAACGCCUACGAGACCUUCACCAAAAUCGCCUCCAGCCUGUUCGAGAGCGGCAUCAACUGGGGCCGGGUGAUCGCCCUGCUGGCCUUUGGCUACCGGCUGGCCAUGCACGUGUGGCAGCGCGGGGUGAGCGGCUUCCUGCGGCGCAUCGCGCACCAGCUGGGCCAGUUCAUGCUGCGGAACCGCAUCGCGCGCUGGAUCGCGCUGCAGGGAGGAUGGAGGGCCGCGCUGCGCCGCUACAAUGAGGUUUACAUCAAGUUCCUGCUGGUGGCGGCCGCGCUGCUGCUGGCACACCUGGCGGCGCGGCGCCUCCUCGCCUCCUGAGCCGCGCCCCCCGCCCGGACUGCGCUGCCCCGGGGCCGCCACCCCCCUGCGGAGCUCUGGGGUCUCUGCACCCCCAGGAGAGAAUGGGGAGAGGGGGGGGAUCUGCUGUGGUGCCUCAAAAAGCUGCUGAGAAAGGGAGGGGACAUCCCUGGGAUGGGACAUUUUGGGGAACGGAGAUAUCCCUGGGAUGAGGCAUUUUGGGGAUGGAAACAUCUCUGAUGAGUAAUUUUUGGGAAUGGACACAUCCCUGGGAUGGGUCAUUUUUGGGAUGGGGACAUCUCUGAUGGGGCAUUUUUGGGAAGGAGAUAUCCCCGGGAUGGGACAUUUUUGGGAUGGGGACAUCCCUGGGAUGGGGCAUUUUUGGGGACGGAGACAUCUCUGAUGGGUCAUUUUUGGGAUGGGGACAUCUCUGUGAUGGGACAUUUUUGGGAUGGGGACAUCUCUGUGAUGGGACAUUUUUGGGAUGGGGACAUCCCUGGGAUGGGGCAAUUUUGGGAUGGAGACAUCUCCGAUGAGUAAUUUUUGGGAAUGGACACAUCCCUGGGAUAGGACAUUUUUGGGUUGGAGAUAUCCCUGGGAUGGGUCAUUUUUGGGAAUGGGUACAUCCCUGGGAUGGGAUGUUUUUGGGAUGAGGCAUCUCUAGGAUAGGGGCAACUCUGUGAUUGGACAUUUUUGGGAUGAGAUAUCUCUAGCAUGGGGUCAUCUCUGGGAUGGGACAUUUUUGGGAUGAAGCAUCUCUGAGAUGGGAUGUGUCUGGGAUGAGGACACCUCUGGGAUGGGACAUUUUUGGGAUGAGGCAUCUCUGGGCCCUGUGGCUCCUCUGGAGGAGCAGAGGGCUGUGACACUGGCCCAGUGGCACUGUGACAAUGCCAGGGCUGGGUCCUGAGCCCCUCCCACCACUGACACUCCAUCCCCCGUGUUUGAUCCCAGCCCUGGGAAAUCCCAGAGCAGCUGCUCCAGCUCCCCCUGUCCCAAACCCUGCAGCCUUUCCAUGGACAUCCCAAAAAAACCCUCCUGGCCCAGCUGGGAAUCACCACCAGUUGGGCUCCCUGCCCCUUACUGGGAGGCACUGGAGCAGCUCCAUGCAGGGAACUUAUCCUGGUUCCAUUCCUGGCUGAUGCUUGAGUGAUUUUGGGGUGAGGAGGGGAGCAACCUCCUCUCUCCCAUCCCAAACCUUCCUUUGAUUUUUUUUUUUUUUCCUUUGAUUUUUGCCAACCAGGGAAUUCAGGGAAUUAUUCCCUGUCCUGCCCUUGCAGCUGCCCAGGCUUAACAGGACCAGCCUGAAUUUUUGAAUACUCACAUUUCUCCUGUCCUGUGCCUCUUUUUUUUAACAGAAAAAUGAACUUUUCAGCCUGUUCCCACAUCUGAGCUUGUCAUUUUUUACUCCUGGCUGUUCCUGCAGGAUCCCUUUUCCCUCAUUGCUCUGCUUAAGAGAAAAACAUUAAAAUAUUUCCUGUAUUAUUCCCACUCCUGCUUGCAUGUGUUUGCCCUGAGCAGGGCAGCACAGCUUGGCCACGCUCAGGUUUUUGUGGCCACAACUCAAGUUUUGUGGCCACAACUCAGGUUUUGUGGCCCUCCUGUCUCACCUGAGCCCCUCUGACUGGUUUCCCCCCUGCAGGUGCAUUUCUCCACACUAAAUUCCCUUUUCUCUUCUCCCAGCUUGGGAUUUCCAGUUCCAAGCCUUUCCUGUGCUGUGACCAGUUUAACCAGUUUAACCAGUACGAUCCCCAGCUCCUUUUUGGGUGCAAGCACCACCAGAUGGAGCCUUUUGGCCACCAUGGGCCCCAGCCCUGGUCCUUAUUUCCCUUUUUUCUGCUAAUCAGCCCCUUAAUUAACAAAUUACUGUUGGUUCUCUGCUUGGGCUGUGUGUCCAGCAGGAUUUUUCAGAGUCCUUGGAAAAAAAAUAAAAAUCAGCUUUAAUUCACUUCUUCAGCCACACUCCUGGAGCUCCAAUGGAUCAGGGAGAGCUUUUGCUGCUCAUUAAUUCUCAUUUCCCAGCUAAAGCUUCCCCUUGCAGCUGUGAGGCCAUAAAGGAUUUUUUUUUUUUUAUUUCCAGAUUUAUGGGAAAGGAUCAGUGAAGUUCAGGACAGAGAGAACUUUUCAAUAGGUGCUGCACAAAGGAAAAAUUGCAUUUUAUCCGUUUUUCUCAGGGGAUUUGCAGAGGGAGGAAGCUCAGGGUGUCAGUGCCUCUCCUCCCUCUGCUCUCAGCUCUUCCUGGCAGCGGUUUCUGGGGGGAAAAAAACUUAAAUUGGGGAUGUGGGGCUGAACUGGGACUGUGCCCCAGCCCUGCAUGGGAAGGAAAAGGGGCCUGGGGGGAUUUCCUGGGAGCCAGGGAAUUCCUGGAGGGCUGGCAGGAGGAAUUCACCCAGGAGGAUUUAUCCAGGAGGAAUUCAUCCAGGAGGGAUUUUUCCAGGAGGGAUUUUUCCAGGAGGAAUUCACCCUGGAUGAAUUCACCCAGGAGGAUUUAUCCAGGAGGAAUUCACCCAGGAGCAUAGAUCCAGGAGGGAUUGAUCAGGAGGGAUUUUUCCAGGAGGAAUUCAUCCAGGGGUGAAUUCACCCUAGAGAAUUUAUCCAGGAGGAUUUCUCCAGAAGGAAUUCAUCCAGGAGGAAUUGAUCCAAGAGGAAUUCACCAGGAGGGAUUCACCCAGGAUGAAUUCAUCCAGGAGGAUUUCUCCAGAAGGAAUUCACCCUGGAGGAAUAGAUCCAGGAGGAAUUCAUCCAGGAGGAUUUCUCCAGAAGGAAUUCACCCUGGAGGAAUAGAUCCAGGAGGAAUUCAUCCAGGAGGAUUUUUCCAGGAUUUAUCCAGGGAAAUUGAUCCAGGAGGAUUUAUCCAGGAUGAAUUCACCCAGGAGGAUGGGGUGGUGCAUGGAAAAGGGGUGAGAGCCCCAAGGACUUUUAUUUCCUCCUCUUGUCUCUGUUUUUACUCCUCAUGAGCCAUUUUCACACCUUCUGAGCCUCUUUUUACUCCACCUGAGCCCAUUUGAGGAUGGUUUUUAAUCCCACCCUCUCCCAGCUCUUCCCUCGUGGAUGGAGGAGUCAGUCCCAGCUCUCUGAGGGUCAGAGCCUCUAAACCAGAUUUAAACCAGGUCUAAACCAGGUCUAAGCCAGGCCUAAGCCAGCCCAGGUGCCCAGGGCUGCUGGCAGCUCUGAGCCCUCCCUGUCACUGUCACCUCUGCUCCUUUUCCUGGUGUCCCCUCCCCAGCCCUGCAGGACAUUAAGUGACACAUUAAGGGUGGGACAAGGACACAAACCUUGUUUUUUCCAGAGGGGAAAUCCACAGGGUUGUCCCAGAAUGAGGUGGGGAAGGAGGGACCUUUGUGGCUUUGACCUGAAAAAAAAACAAAAAAAAAACCUAAUCCAAAUCACAACCGUUUGUUUUUACAAAUAAUCUGUUUUUAAAUAAUGUAAUAUAUAUAAAUCUAUAUCUAUGUCAAAAUAAAAAUGGUACACAGUGUGCAAA